Messenger RNA from Colletotrichum graminicola M1.001, 2001 nucleotides. RefSeq names its product arsenite efflux transporter. Bases 1 to 2001 code for a protein of 666 amino acids. Lineage: Eukaryota; Fungi; Ascomycota; Sordariomycetes; Glomerellales; Glomerellaceae. Gene Ontology annotation, biological process: transmembrane transport. Gene Ontology annotation, cellular component: membrane. The transcript has 5 exons. The record is from RefSeq and is a predicted model, not a curated record.
AUGGACACGGACGAGCGGCUGCCGCCACCUGAUAUGAGCCAGAUCAGGGAGUGGCGCUCUAUAUUGACUCUUAUCGUCUUUAUCAUCACAAACACUGUCGUCAGCUUUCCCUUUCACAUCCCUAUUCCUGUUCCCAGGGUAGCCUGGAAUGCUUUCCUAGGUGUGCUCGCAAGAGUUCGUAUCAUCCCCCCACGAGAUCUCGCAGGGCCUCGAGAAGAUGGAGGUCGUUGGAAGGUGCUCAGGUGGUCCAUAAGCACCAUCAUGGCACCUGUUUAUGCCUGCCUCUUCCUACUUGCAACCCUAGCAAUUGGGCGUGACGAGGUACACGAUGGCACUGUUGGCUCCAACAACAUUGAUCCCUACGACGUCAUGAUAUUUUUCAUCACGCUCGCGUACAUCGCUAUCUCGAUCGACGCCUCUGGCCUGUUGAAAUACCUUGCCUUCAGGGUUCUGAAAAAGGCCGGAGCGCAUGGCCGCCGACUGUUUCUGUAUCUGUUCUGGUUCUUCUUUGCCCUGGGCACUGCCAUUGGAAAUGACCCCAUUGUGCUAUCUGGCACUUCUUUCCUAGCAUACAUGAUCCGCGCCUCCAGUAACAUAGCUUCGGCGAGAGCCUGGAUCUUUUCGCAGUUUGCUGUUGCCAACAUCAGUUCGGCCAUUCUGGUGUCGUCAAACCCAACGAACCUUGUCUUGGCUGCCGCCUUUCAGAUCAAGUUCAUUGACUACACAGCCAACAUGAUUGUGCCCGUCAUUAUCACCGCCGCAGUGCUUUUCCCCUGUCUGUUGUUCAUAGUGUUCCGUGACGAAAAGUACGUGCCGCGCGCCAUCGACAUGCACGAGCUGUCCGACGCUGAGAGGGAGCGUGAGCCUGUCAAUCCAAACGUACCCUAUGCCGGCUAUGGCGAGGACCGUACCCCGGUCGGCGAAAUCCUCAACCCCUACCUGGACCGACGCCAUGCUACCUACAGCGUCAGCAUCAUGGCUGCUACGCUGAUCUCAGUGCUCCUGAUCAACGCCAUCACGGCGAGCCGUGGCGGACACCCGACGCCCGUCAUGUACGUCACCAUGCCUGCCUCUUUCCUGUGCCUCUGCGCGGACCUCUUCACGGGCUGGCGCAACCGAGCCGUGACUCGCGCCGUCGCCCAGAGGGGCCGCACCCUUGCCGAGCGCGACGCCGUCGAGCGCGACCUGCGCGCGGCUUCCGAGGCGGGUAGAGUCCGCAGCAGCAACGACGACGACUCCUCGAUGCCCCGCUCCUCCUCCGAAGGAGGUCAGACGGCGAUGGAUAUCUCCAACGAGAAGCCUAAGAAAAGGCUCUCACCGUGGCACGCGACGUCGGACGAGGAGCGUGCAGCCGCCAUAGAGGGCGAGUUGAACCAGCGGCAGGCACGCCGAGCAGCGCAGCCGACGACGUUGGUGUCAAUGGCACGCGAGGCCCACGCCUGGUGGCGCGAGACGUUCCCUGCUGCGUCCAUUGUCCUCUCGCGGCUACCUUUUGCAUUGGUACCCUUCGCGUUCGCCAUGUUCAUCUUGGUCGAGGCGCUUGUGAGGAAAGGCUGGGUGUCGCUCUUCGCGUACGGCUGGGACGAGUGGGUACGGAGGACUGGCAUCAUGGGCGCCAUUAGCGGCAUGGGAUUCCUCGGUGUCUUUUUAUCCAACUUUACUGGCACAAACAUCGGGACCACAAUCCUGCUGUGCCGCAUCAUCCAGGCAUGGGUGCAAAUCACACAGAGUGAGGGCCGGACCAUCAGCGACCGUACCUUCUGGGGCUCGGUCUACAGCAUGGCGCUAGGCGUUAACUUCGGGGCCUUCGGAUCUGUCUUUUGCGCAUCGCUUGCCGGCUUGCUUUGGAGAGAUAUCCUGGCUUCCAAGGGAGUCAUCGUCCGCCGCAUCGAGUUCCUAUGCGUCAACGCGCCAAUCAUCGGCAUCGCCACAGCCGUUGGAUGCACAGUCCUCGCUGGUGAAAUCUACAUCAUGCGGAAAGAUGAGCCGUAUGUGGCCUGA